Molecule: messenger RNA, 1108 nt
Organism: Aspergillus candidus
Lineage: Eukaryota; Fungi; Ascomycota; Eurotiomycetes; Eurotiales; Aspergillaceae
Product: 40S ribosomal protein eS4
Exons: 5
Coding region: 69-854 (261 amino acids)
Biological process (GO): translation
Cellular component (GO): cytosolic small ribosomal subunit; ribosome
Molecular function (GO): RNA binding; structural constituent of ribosome
Source: RefSeq, a predicted model, not a curated record
GUCGACAGCUUUUCUUCCUUCGCGACACUUCGACAACUAACCGGGUUCAAGUCGACAAAGCAGCCAAGAUGCCUCGCGGACCUAAGAAGCACCAGAAGCGCCUUAGCGCGCCCUCGCACUGGCUCCUGGACAAGAUGUCCGGGACCUAUGCCCCCAAGGCCUCUCCCGGUCCUCACAAGCUCCGGGACUGCCUGCCCCUGAUCGUCUUCAUUCGCAACCGUCUGAAGUACGCUCUCAACGGCCGCGAGGUCAAGUCCAUCAUGAUGCAGCGUCUGGUCAAGGUUGACGGCAAGGUCCGCACCGACGUCACCUUCCCCGCUGGCUUCAUGGAUGUCAUCGGUCUCGAGAAGACCGGCGAGAACUUCCGUCUCAUCUACGACACCAAGGGCCGCUUCACCGUGCACCGCAUCCAGGCCGAGGAGGCUGAGUACAAGCUCUGCAAGGUCAAGCGUGUGCAGCUCGGCAAGGGCGGGAUCCCAUUCUUGGUUACGCACGAUGCGAGAACCAUCCGCUACCCCGACCCCGCCAUCAAGGUCAACGACACCGUGAAGGUUGAGCUCGCCACUGGCAAGAUCUCCGACUUCGUUCACUUCGAUACCGGCGUUGUCUGCAUGGUCACUGGUGGUCGUAACAUGGGUCGUGUUGGUGUUGUCACCCACCGUGAGCGUCACGAUGGUGGUUUCAACAUCGUCCACGUCAAGGAUGCCAUUGACAACACCUUCGCUACCCGCGAGUCCAACGUGUUCGUCAUCGGCCAGGAGCGUCCCUGGAUCUCUCUCCCCAAGGGCAAGGGUGUCAAGCUCUCCAUUGCUGAGGAGCGUGACCGCCGCCGUGCCCACGCCAUCGCCAACUAAGCGCUAGGUAGGUGCUGGUGACAAGAAAAAUCAAGCUUCGAACAAAAAACCAAGUCCGCUGGGGUGGAGACGCCGUCUUGCCUUGCUUUGUGGGCUCGUAUGAUACCGGUAUGAACGUUUUACGAUGCGUUAUCUAGUAAACCAAGAAACGUGUUACAUUGAACAUGGCAGACCUUAUGGUUUGCAUUCACUGUUCGUAGGACCAGGAUAGCAAGCAACAGACCCAGCGUCUCUCUUCAUUGGACAUUUGAUAC